UUACAGCAACAUCACCUCCAACUACCAGAAUUACAGCAACAUCACCUCCAACUACCAGAAUUACAGCAACACCACCUCCAACUACCAGGAUUACAGCAACACCACCUCCAACUACCAGGAUUACAGCAACACCACCUCCAACUACCAGGAUUACAGCAGCAUCACCUCCAACUACCAGAAUUACAGCAGCAUCCCCUCCAACUACCAGAAUUACAGCAGCAUCCCCUCCAACUACCAGAAUUACAGCAGCAUCCCCUCCAACUACCAGGAUUACAGCAACAUCCCCUCCAACUACCAGAAUUACAGCAACACCACCUCCAACUACCAGGAUUACAGCAGCACCACCUCCAACUACCAGAAUUACAGCAGCAUCACCUCCAACUACCAGAAUUACAGCAACACCACCUCCAACUACCAGGAUUACAGCAACACCACCUCCAACUACCAGGAUUACAGCAACACCACCUCCAACUACCAGAAUUACAGCAACAUCCCCUCCAACUACCAGGAUUACAGCAACAUCCCCUCCAACUACCAGGAUUACAGCAACACCACCUCCAACUACCAGGAUUACAGCA
Molecule: messenger RNA, 578 nt
Organism: Micropterus dolomieu (smallmouth bass)
Lineage: Eukaryota; Metazoa; Chordata; Actinopteri; Centrarchiformes; Centrarchidae
Product: G-box-binding factor-like
Exons: 1
Source: RefSeq, a predicted model, not a curated record